GGAAAGCAAAUGCUGAAAUGGACCACAACAUGUUAAGUUUUGGCUUUGGUACACACUUUCUGCUCUGAAUUAUAAAUUUCUAACCAGCAUGACUCCAGAUCGUGAAGGAGCUGUUGCUGUUGAACGGGAUACUGAAGAUAGAAUCAGUGCUCUACCAAGUAACGUUAUAGAUGGUAUCUUAAGUCUCCUGCCUGUUCACGAUACUGAAGAUAGAAUCAGUGCUCUACCAAGAAACGUUAUAGAUGGUAUCUUAAGUCUCUUGCCUGUUCACGACGCAGCAAGAACUAGUAUUUUGUCCAAAAAUUGGAGAUAUAUUUGGCCCAUGCUUCCCAAUUUGGUGCUUGAUAAUCACUUUUGCAAUAAAUUAGCACUAAAAUCUCAAUCUGUCCUCAAAGAAACGGUAGAUGAGAUUCUCUUAGAACAUGUUGGAGACAUCGUGAAAUUUGUUCUUGAUAUGUCAGGAACACAUUUGACUUCAUAUGCAGAUAUUGAUAGAUUGGUGCGUUUUGUCACCAGAAAUUAUGCAGAUAUUGAUAGAUGGAUGCGUUUUGUCACCAGAAAAAAUGUCAAGGAGCUAAUCCUUGACAUGCCAGAUAAUAGUACUUAUAAACUCCCUUCACAUGUGUUUAAUUGCCCAACCCUGUCAUAUUUGGAACUCCGCAACAGUUUAUUCAAACCACCAAAUUCUUUUCUAGGCUUUCAGAAUCUUAUAAACCUCUGUCUGAAUAAAGUAACCUUUGUGUCAAGCCCAGAUUUUCCUGUUAUUAACGCCCCCUUUCUUGUCAAAUUGACCUUGACGCACUGUAAUGGUACUCAAAACCUCAACAUUGUUGUCUCAUCGCAGUUGAAGUACUUGUCAGUUCGUGAGAGUCAUUAUAAUCUUGACCUAAAUCGCUUUAUGACCUGCAAAAAGUUGACAUGCUUAAACCUUGCGGUUGAGAGUCCAAUAUCUGCUGAUGAAAGGUCAACUCAUGAACAGUUUAUUUUUAGCUUGUCUACACUUGAGGUACUUACUUUGGCUUCACAUUUCCUUGAGCUUUUGAGUGCAGGUGCAGUCCCAAAUGGGCUUCCUAUUACACUCAACUGCUUGUGGCAUCUAAUGUUAGGUGUAAACUUCAGCAAAUUGGGCCAGACUUCUUACACUCUGGAGUUGAUUAAGAAUUCCCCCAAUUUGAGAAAACUUGAAAUUUGGGACAAUACUACCAGUGACCCUGCUAAAGCUGUUAUGAAAUAUCUUGACACACCAGCCUGUUUGGACCGAACACUCAACAAGCUCAGAGAUGUUUCCAUCCAUUAUUUUAAGCGUUCAAAAACUGUACUAUCUUUCGUAAAGUUAUUGUUUGCUCAUGCUCCAUCUUUGUUAAGGAUGAGCAUUAAGCCGACAAAAGCUCCUAGUUCCAAAGAAGAAUUGAAUAUUGCCAUAGAGUUGAUGCGUUUACCCAGAGUAUCUCCUAAGGCAGAUCUAUGCUAUCAUCCAGUUGAGUAGUUGAAUUAAGGCUGAGUGAUGCUUUUAUCUGUUCUCGAUGAAUUUUGUUAAAGAAGGGAAUGAAUUGGCGAAUUAUGUAAACUUGCGUGGUUCCUGUAUUAAAUAGGUUACUUCAAUAGUAGAUGUUUCGAAAAUCCAGUCUUUAUUAAUGUGCCUGAUAAGAAUAGCAGUGCCUUUGCUAA
Lycium barbarum (goji berry) is the source of this 1668-nucleotide messenger RNA. RefSeq names its product F-box/FBD/LRR-repeat protein At1g13570-like. Lineage: Eukaryota; Viridiplantae; Streptophyta; Magnoliopsida; Solanales; Solanaceae. The transcript has 5 exons. The coding region runs from base 89 to 1486 and encodes 465 amino acids. Gene Ontology annotation, molecular function: protein binding. The record is from RefSeq and is a predicted model, not a curated record.